Molecule: messenger RNA, 1125 nt
Organism: Pomacea canaliculata
Lineage: Eukaryota; Metazoa; Mollusca; Gastropoda; Architaenioglossa; Ampullariidae
Product: proteasome subunit beta type-2-like
Exons: 6
Coding region: 75-680 (201 amino acids)
Biological process (GO): proteasomal protein catabolic process
Cellular component (GO): proteasome core complex; cytosol; nucleus
Molecular function (GO): peptidase activity
Source: RefSeq, a predicted model, not a curated record
GGAAGUUUCUGAGUUGCUGCUAACUCAUUGUGCUUCAACUUGUUAAAUAUUGGGUGCAUCGUCUCUUUGCUAAAAUGGAAUGUCUUAUUGGAAUACAAGGAAAAGAUUUUGUUCUCAUGGCAUGUGACACUGUAGCUGCCCGCAGUAUUGUUAAAAUGAAAAAUGAUCAAGACAAAAUGUUUAAGUUAAGUGACAGGCUGCUGAUGGCUGUAGCUGGUGAGCCAGGUGACACUGUUCAGUUUGCAGAAUAUAUUGCAAAGAACAUCCAGCUCUACAAAAUGAGAAAUGGAUAUGAACUUUCGCCUUAUGCUGCUGCAAACUUUACAAGAAGGAACUUGGCAGAUGCUUUGCGCAGUUAUGAACGUAAAUUCGUGAAUCUGCUUAUUGCUGGGGUAGACGCAGAAGGGCCAUCACUCUACUUUCUUGACUAUUUGGCAUCCCUUGUCAAGAUGCCAUUUGCUGUUCAUGGUUAUGGUGCAAUGUUUACCUUGUCAAUCAUGGAUAAAUACUAUCAAAAAGAUAUGACAAGAGAAGAGGCAAUUGGUCUGUUACAGAAAUGUGUAGCUGAGAUCCAGAAGCGCUUUUUGGUUGAUAUCCCACAGUUCAGGGCAAGAUUUGUGAGCAAAGAUGGAAUUGUGGAUGCAGGAUUUAUCAAACCCAAUCCAUCUGUAGUUUCUUAAAUUAUCAUAACUGUGAAGCUGCCUUUAUAUCAUGAAAAGAUAUGCAUGGAUUAUUUCUUUAAAAAAAUCCUGUUGUUUUUUAGCCUUACAGAGCAUUUGAGAUAUACACUGAAAGUGAAUUGUUUAUGGACUUAGCAAACUUAAAUGCGACAUUAUUACCUUCAUAUGACUCUAGAUCAUCAUAUUUGUUAUCCUAGGUACAAAUAGCUUAUGAAAAGGAAAUUUGAUAUUUUUUUUAAAGCAGAAAGGAAAGCUUUCUUUUGGAAGCAAUUUUCACAUCAUGUACACUUUUUAGAAGACAGGUUCUUUUUUCUGAUUAUAUUUUUGUUUUGACUGAGAUAAAGAAUAUGUCUUUUGAGAUGAAUGACUGGCAUUGUUAAAACCAUUUUCCAUUUAUGGAGAAAUAAACUAUGUAACAUGUACCCUUGUUACAAAAUACCUGAAA